AUGAGCAAAGCGUUAUUGACACGAAGCAUUUGUGGCGUUCAAAGCAUCGCUCUGCGCGAAGACGGUUCGGGGAUCAUUAUAGAAUCGUUCCUGCCCGGUCCUACCCAGUAUUGCAGCGCUCCAAAGGUUGGACGAAGCGCUAUUCACUACGCAGCUGCUCAGUCUAAUGCCAUCUAUGAUACUCUGAUCGAUCUCGGAGCAGACCCUCGAAUCACUGAUUCUGAUGGACUCUCUGCAGAGGCGUUUCGACGUUCACCUGACCGCCUACGUCGCACCGCUUCUGCUGAAUCAAGCUUGAUGAUGCGCUCGAUGUCGACCGAUGACGAGUUCUUUGAUCCAGGUUUGGCCUUUACCACGGGGACAGUGUGUAGCUCAACAUCAAACUCAGUUAGCCAACGAAGGCUCGAGCUAGUAAAAGUCACGUUAAUCUGUAGGGCAAGGCUACACAAUGAGUUGAAGUCUAUCGUCCUCUAG
This is a messenger RNA of Cooperia oncophora, 474 nucleotides long. NCBI's taxonomy places the organism in Eukaryota, Metazoa, Nematoda, Chromadorea, Rhabditida, Trichostrongylidae. The record is from the annotation of a GenBank genome assembly.